Messenger RNA from Rotaria sp. Silwood2, 687 nucleotides. The record is from the annotation of a GenBank genome assembly. Lineage: Eukaryota; Metazoa; Rotifera; Eurotatoria; Philodinida; Philodinidae.
AUGGCUUACUAUUGGUCGACAGAAUCUGAAUACUCAGUACCAUAUCUUGAAGAAGAAAAGCAGAUGUAUUCAGAAAAUAUAUAUGGAAACAAUGGCCAAGUGUUGAGAGCUGCUGCAGCUCCUAUAGUUAAUAUAGACAGAACUUCAAUAUCGUUGGCUCCUGUAGUUCCAUAUUUUCCACAUCUUAAUAUGCGUACUGUUCAAAUUUCUUCUUUUUCCGAUGCGUUCGAUCCAGAAGUUGAUCUCAUCGGUAUGAUUGUCUAUGGUUACAACGGUCAAAGUAACUUUUAUCUAAAUGGAAAACAAUGUAUAGCAGGCGACAUUCUUAUAAAGAGAGUCGAUGCCAUAAAUUAUAUUCAAGCUGAUACAAUGCACAAAAAACUUUUCAAAUGGUUUUUCGGUCAAGAUUUGGAUUCUCUAUUUGUUGGAGGAGGUUUUGCUUAUCAAAACGGCACAUGGCAACACCAUUCGUUCUCAUUUAAUACUAACCAAGAUUUCUAUCAUGACAAUCACAGAGAAAUGCAUCCCGAAGAACAAGAAUUGCUUGGUGGUGCUUUAACACUUCUUUAUAUUAAUCAUCGAUGGCUUAUUAAUCCAUAUCUAUCUGUACAAGAGAUUUUAUCGUUCGGCAACUGGUCCACAUUAUUUGAUGAAUCACCUAAUUUUAUUUCUAUACCGAUUAUAUAG